UUAUUCGCAUAAUAACAUUCGUUCGCUUGCUCAGUAUAAUGUAUAAUGUUCCUGUAUGGUGUGUUGCUUUCUUUCUAUUUCGUUUUGAAUUAUUGUGUGUAGUUAUGUAUUUUAGGGUUUAUCUUCAUCUUAAACUAAAGUUAUUGAACUUUGUUUUGUAUCAAAUAAAAUCACUCAACUUAAGGUUUUUAUUUCUAAUCUCCUUUAAUUUGCUUUUUAAGGGCUUAUGUUUUUUCUGUUUACUGAAUUAAUUUUUGUGAUGUUAUGGAAUAUUUGUUAAUGUCCUUUUGUAGUGAUGCUAAUAGUUCCCUUUUUACUGGUGGUGGAAAUAGGGAAGAUAGUUAAAACUAAUGGUUAGUUAUCUGCUAUGUUCCAAAAAUGUUAGUUACACCCGUGUUGGAUCCUCCUAAAAUGCACUACUUUUGGAGGAUAGAACACAUACCCGGCGACAUUUUUGAAGAGUCCGAACAACAUAAGUUAUAUGUACCCUCUGUUGAACAUAAGUCCAAGCAACAUAUGUAAUUAGCUGGUUUAACUUUUGGGUCUUUUCAUGUGUGCCAUCAGGGGAUGUUAUUUUGGGGAUAAAAAUUAAGAUAGCCGUUCUAUUAGCUAAAAAUUAAAAUGAAACUAUGUUCCAAGAACAAGGGUCAAAAAGUAAUUCAGAAGGCUGGUUAUUUUGGGUACAAUACUUGUAUGAGUUGACAUUACUGAACUGGGAGAAUAUAAGUCCUACUCCUUCCAGUUUGUUUAGAAGGGAUUAUUUUCAUGUAAAUAUUCAUAUACAAAUCUGUAACAUGAUAAGGCUUCAUGUGAUAUAGCUCAUGAUCGCUCGUGGGAGUGUUAAGCACGUUGCAUAGUCAUUUGAAUCGCUAUAGUUAGAGUUCCAUGAAUCAUUUAUUGUUCUUUGUAUUUUUUUUGUUUUCUGCUCUAUCCGUAAAAUAACCUUAGUGGAGCAAAUCUAGAGUUAUUUAUCAAAAGAAACAAUUAUCUGCACCUGUUAAUACUUGGUAUCUUUUAGAAGCCACCAUGGAAAAACAGAUAUCUAAGAUCUUGUAUUAAAUAUAUUCUUUUUUGUUUCAAUUUGUAAUUCCUUAACUGACACUCAGAAGAAAGAAUUAUGAAAGACUUUAUAAUGCUUGAUCAUGCCAGCACACUUUGUACACUCUUUAUUGAAUAUAUUUAAUACCCAAAUAUUCAUGGAGAUGUUUUCAUGAGAAAUUGCAUUAUAUUUUUAAUUAACAUUAGGCAUGCUUUCGUAGAACAAUGUAAGGUUACCUCCUGUUUUCUUAUCAAUACAUUCUCAUCUUGUCACUGGCAAUUCCAAUUUAUCAUCCUUCAUUAUACAUCUUCAUGUGUUGUGUGGUUAGAUACGCAAGAUAAAAAGCAGAAGAAACAAAUCCAAGAAGUUUUCCAGUUCCGAGGAUGACUCGUCAUCUUCUGCUUCCUCUGAUUAUUCUAGCAGUCCACAGUCUUUGUCCUCUGAUUCAGAGGUUGAUUAUAGUAUGAAAAAACAUAGGCACUCACGUGAUAUGAAACGCGUGAAGAAAAGAACUUGGAGAAGAUAUUCAAGCCGAGAUGUCAGUGAUAGUUCACCCCCUGUAAAGAAAAGAAAACGGUCAAAUAGAAAGAGUCUUGAUUAUGGGAGAAAAGUGCAGAAGAAGCGAAAGAGACACGCUAGUAUUAGCUCCACGAACAGUGACUCAAGAAGUUGUUCUAGUUGCCGACGUUAAAAUAGUAUUAGCUCCAGAGGGUUUCAGUUUUGGGAAAUUGGGGCUGAGCUGCAGUUUGUGUGAAGUGAAAAAUGGGGAGAGUAUUUUUGGUGGAUCUUGAAGGCAAAACCUACAAUUGCAAAUUCUGCAAAACCCAACUUGCCCGUGCUGAUCAACUUAUUUCCAAGGCUUUUCAUUGCAGCAGUGGAAGAGCAUACCUGUUCAAUAAAGUGGUAAAUAUAUAUUUUGGACAGACCGAGGAGAGGACGUUGCUUUCUGGAACGCACACUGUGACGGAUAUAUUUUGUCGUCGCUGUGGGCAGAUUCUUGGCUGGAAAUAUGAGAAAUCCCAUGAGGAAAGCCAGAAGUACAAAGAAGGGAAAUUUGUCCUUGAAAGAGUCAGGAUCAUUGAUGAUGAAGAUGAUUCUGAAUUCUACAUUGAUACUCGUUCAAGCACAAGUGAUGAUGAAGAUACAAUGUAAAUAGUGGGAGCUUAGUGCACCGAUUUGCAGAUACUUGUAUCUUGUAGACUUAGCAAAAGAAUAGUUGUAUCUUGUCUGAAAAUCUCUCUCAAGUUUGUGGAUGUAGAAACUAAGUUGCUGCCGAAGUGUUUUUUAAUCAAUAUAUGCUCGACUUAAGUUAAUGCUUUA
Molecule: messenger RNA, 2359 nt
Organism: Solanum tuberosum (potato)
Lineage: Eukaryota; Viridiplantae; Streptophyta; Magnoliopsida; Solanales; Solanaceae
Product: protein yippee-like At5g53940
Exons: 6
Coding region: 1802-2191 (129 amino acids)
Source: RefSeq, a predicted model, not a curated record